GGGAAUUUUUUUCUCAGCAGAAUACAUCCUGCUUCUAGCUCCAACUCAAGUGGUCAAAUGAACUGGAUGAAGCUACUCAGUACAGGAAGUGACAUACUUCCCUAUUCGCAUGAAAAUAGAUUGUCCGUUUUCCAAGACUUAAGAGAAAAGGUCCUGAUUAGACAUAUACUGACAGAAACCUUAUCAAAGUAAAGGGUACAAUACCAUAUAUUCUGACAUAAUGAUUUUGCUCUGCUGAUUCAUUUUUUUAUUUAGGUGGCCUUUUUAAACAUCUAAAGAUAAGUUAUGCAGGUGAAAUAAGCAGUGAAGGACACAUGAGGUAAAUAAUACAGGUAAAGGAAGUAACAUUUACUGCUUUUCACCAAGUCAACACACCGCCUGCUGUGAUAUAUGACAUUACUAAAUGAAGGAGAAACUUUCCUGAGGAAAUACCAAGCAUAUAUGCCAGACAACAAGAUGCUAGCACUUCAGGAUGACCCCGAAGAUUUUUAAGAUAAAAUAUUAAAUUUUUUGUAAAAGAUUUUAUCAUCAAGCGGUAUAACAUGUCUGCUUCAGCACAAGCUUUCAAUUCACCAGAUUGCCAACAAAGAGAACACAAUAUGUCUGCUUUGUCUGGUGUUCAGUGGAGAAACAAAUGUCUGGAUGGAGAAGUUGGACUGAUUCCCGAUGUUAUUUCAUACUGGGACACUCCCUCCAAGGUAAUACUUUGUAUUUCAAUGGCAAUUUUUAUUGCCCUGACAAUCACUGGAAACAUCCUGGUUCUAACAGUCAUUAUCAAAAAUAAACAUAUGCAGACUAAGACCAAUGCAUUCAUUGCUAACCUAGCUGUAGCAGACCUACUGGUAGCCAUUGUUGACAUGCCUAUGGCUCUCAUCACUGUCAUUGAGGGGGACUGGGUGUUUGGGGACACUCUGUGUGUUCUCAAUGGAUUCACUGUGGUAUUCUUCCUCACCGUCUCCGUCCACACGCUGAUGUACAUAGCAGUAUUUAAAUAUAUCACCAUCACCCAUCCAAUGAGCAAAGUGUUGACUAAGACUCGGGUGGGGUACAUGAUAGCUGCCCCUUGGAUCUGGGGUCUGAUUGCUUCCUCCAUGGGGGCCUUCUGGCUCUCAGACUUCACAUUCAAACCUGGCGCCACCCAGUGUGGGCCAAACUACCCUACAGAGGCCCCAGAACAUGCAUAUGCAUUCAUCAUCAUUUUCAGCUGUUAUUUUGUACCUAUCAUUGUGAUGGUGGGCUCAUACAUCAGUAUAUUUAUCCAGAUCAGGGCCCAUCUGUCCAGGAUGAAAGCCAACACAACCCAGGACCAUGAUGUGAUUGUAAGUCAGGAGAAACAAAUGACAGUGACUUUACUGAUCAUGAUUAUCGUGUUCUUUGUUUGCUGGACCCCAUUCAUGGUCUACUGUAUCUUUGCCUCGGCUGUGGAAGACAAGACAACCAUUCCACAUGAGUUGCACGCUCUGGGCUACUGGCUGGGCUACAUGAACAGUGUGUGUAAUCCCAUCAUCUACGCUCUGAGGGUGCCAAAGUUCCAAGAUGGCUACCAAAAAUUAUUCUACAUUUGCAAGGUACAGAAAAACCUUCCCAUCAAUAAUGAGAAGAGCAGAUCACAUUCUGGGUCAGAAAUUCACAUGCUCCAAGCUAUCUCUACAACAGAACUUAACUUGAAAAAAUCAAAGUCUGUUUUUGUAUGAGGAUUAAUGCUGGCAAAAACAUUACACACAGCUGAAAUGGAUAAAUUUUAAAUCAGUAUUUGCCCUGAGACACAUCAGAUCAUUGUAUAUCAAAAACAUAAAAUGAUAGCAGAUGGAGAAGUUCCUCCUUUAUGUGUUUGAGUCCCUAAACCUUCUGUUUAGUCCAUCCUAUUUGUUAAAUAUGCCAUAGAGUGGUGCAAUGCCUAAAUAUUGACUUAAGCUAUUUGAAGCAUAUCAUUUUGUCCAAAAAGAAUCUCUAAAAAUAUUCAGUAUACCCAUUAAUGUACAUACACAAUAAAAAUAAAAUUCUAGAUGUUAUAAUUUAUCUCUUUUUUUUCUCUUUUUUUUAAACUUAAUUUUUCAUCACUUAUGCAAGCAGCAAAUACAAAGCAUAUGCAUUCAUAGUGCUACCAAGCUGUGUUAAGACAAUCACAUUAGUCAAACUAGAAAUCUCUUCAAACAUUUUCUGACAAAAAGUAUAUUUAUCUGUGGCAGUACAGUAGCGUAUCAUCCUUGAGGCAAUGACAAUUGUUGUGAGUAAAAUUCUUAUCACUUUCAUUUAGAGAAGUAUUUUAUCAGCCGUAUUAUGCAAAUUGAAGUAGUAAUUUUUUCCACAAUUAACAGCUACUAUUGAAAAUGCUGUAAAUAUUUCAACUUCAAUCUAGAGAAUGGGGAUAUCAAGAUAAAAGAAAAAAAA
Lingula anatina is the source of this 2391-nucleotide messenger RNA. RefSeq names its product trace amine-associated receptor 13c. Gene Ontology annotation, cellular component: membrane. NCBI's taxonomy places the organism in Eukaryota, Metazoa, Brachiopoda, Lingulata, Lingulida, Lingulidae. Gene Ontology annotation, molecular function: G protein-coupled receptor activity. The record is from RefSeq and is a predicted model, not a curated record. Gene Ontology annotation, biological process: G protein-coupled receptor signaling pathway.